AUGGCCCCAGCUAACGGCGAGUCGAUCGAUGCCCUCAAGGAUCUCAUCAGCAGCUUGGAGUCUCGGAUAGUUGGAUUGGAGCAGGCUUUGCUCAAUGGCGGUAACUCAGAGUCCAAUUCGGCCGCUCAGUCGAUGCGGAUGAUCCUGAUGGGCCCUCCAGGUGCAGGCAAGGGAACCCAAGCGCCUAAGAUCAAGGAGAAAUUCUGCUCUACAGGUGAUAUGCUUCGAUCACAGGUUUCCAGGCAAACCGAGCUGGGCAAGGCAGCGAAGAAGAUUAUGGACCAAGGCGGGCUUGUCUCUGAUGAGAUUAUGGUCGGCAUGAUUAAAAAUGAGCUGGAAUCGAACACGGAGUGUAAGAAGGGUUUCAUCCUCGAUGGGUUCCCUCGAACAGUCGCCCAGGCGGAGCGAUUAGAUGACAUGCUCCGUGAGCGCAAGCAGGCGCUGCACCAUGCCAUCGAGCUCCAGAUUGACGAUGGUCUUUUGGUUUCCCGGAUAACGGGCCGAUUGAUCCACCCUGCAUCUGGCCGGUCUUAUCACAAGAUCUUUAACCCCCCAAAGAAGGAGAUGACGGAUGACAUUACUGGAGAACCAUUGGUUCAGCGCUCUGAUGACAAUGCUGAGGCCUUGAAGAAGCGAUUGGUUACCUACCACGCCCAAACCGCUCCAGUUGUCGGAUACUACAAGAAGACCGGUAUCUGGAGUGGAAUCGAUGCCAGCCAGGAGCCCGGCCAAGUCUGGAAGAGCAUUCUAGGAGUCUUUGAGAAGAAGGAGUCUCCAAUUCUUAGCAAGCUCGGCUUGUCCAAGUAA
Messenger RNA from Microsporum canis CBS 113480, 807 nucleotides. RefSeq names its product adenylate kinase cytosolic. Gene Ontology annotation, biological process: ADP biosynthetic process. The transcript is spliced from 4 exons. Bases 1 to 807 code for a protein of 268 amino acids. Gene Ontology annotation, cellular component: cytoplasm; mitochondrion. Lineage: Eukaryota; Fungi; Ascomycota; Eurotiomycetes; Onygenales; Arthrodermataceae. The record is from RefSeq and is a predicted model, not a curated record. Gene Ontology annotation, molecular function: ATP binding; AMP kinase activity.